UUGCAUCCUGAGUUUUGUAAAGAAUUUCAAUGUUAUCAAUAUUACUGACUUUGUUUGUCAUUGCAGGCUUCGGUCUAUCCCUUUUCCUCAUAGUUUUACUUUUUCUGAAUCCGAAAAAUUACAGAAUUUCUGAUGGGGAUCCAACCAUUAUAAUAUUAAAAUUAGUGGAAGCCCAUCGGGAGACUCUUCCUGUAAAUACAUCUCAUGGUUGGAAUCUCGCAUCAUGUAGUUCAAGUCUGCGUUGUUGGAAGAAGGAACUUUCCUUCAAUAUUAUUGGAUCACCUUUAGUAGUUUAUGCUUGUUCUAAAGAAAUAAACUGUGCUGCUGUGAUAUUAUUAAAUGUGAUUGCUGAUGUCUCCACUUGGCCUGAGUGGGACAUUCACGCUCAAGAUCAAAAUGUUCAUCUCGAAUUGCCAGAAAAUCCUCUUCUCCAUGGUGAUGCCUAUAUGCAGUGUGAUCAGCUAGUACUGACCACUUCCAAACUGAAAGCAAAGCCUGAAGUAGAAAUGUUUCGCUUUGGUAACUUAGAAAGCAAUGGUACUGGUUGGAUACUAUUGUGGAAUGCGAAACAACUUGAUUGGAUACUAUACAUUGCUCAACCUAUUGAUAAUGAUACAGGAAACGAAGAAUCAAAGUGUCUAUUGACUGCCAUUUGGGGAUGUCAACUAAAACAGCCCACCUGUAACAUACCAGAAGCUUUGUGUACAAAAGUGCUUAAUUUAUCAGAGGCUAUAGCCUUAAGUCAAUUGAAGAUCCGUCCAUUUGAGUCAAUGGUGCAUGCAUCUUUCAAGUAUCCUCAUGUUCCAACUAUCCACUCAGCUCUUAGUGAUCUCCCAUGCAACCCUUGUGUUCUUUUGAAACACGAGAAGAAAGAACAAAUCACAUCAUUCCAAAAUAGAGUUUUAGCUGUGUUGCCUCAUUCGCCUCAUAAGCCUCUCACCAUCAGCAAUGUUGCAGGGUUUUCUUUAAUAUUAUAUCCCAUGAAGAAAACUCAUAAGUCCUGCACAAAUGGGAAUUCAUCACCAGCCGAGGAAAAAAGAAAAUCUCGGAGGAGACAAAAGUUCAGAAGUGACUCUGUUACUUCAGCCUUUCCUCGUUUAAAGCAUUUGGACAUAGAAAAUAGAAGAUCCUCUUCGCUUUCUAAUCCUCUCCGGAAGAAACUACCUGAGCUUACCGUUACACAGCCAGAAGAAGAAGCAAGCCCUCCUCAACGAUCUUCUAGUCAUUCAUUUCUCGACGUCUUAUUCCAGCGCCGACGCUCAUCUGAUGGAACUAGCAAACGAAGCAGAAGUCCUUCUCCAUCCAUUAAGAUAUCAACAAAAGAGAAAAGGAAUAGAUUUUCUUUUGAAAAGACCGCUUCUAUGUCUAGUCAAGAAGACAGUUGUGGAUUACUUUGUCCAGAUAUGGAACUUUCUGAUUCUUGCAGUGAUGCAGAAAGAAGCUGCUUUGAAUUUGCUCGUAAUAUCCAAAAUGAAAACAUUGACUUCCAGUCCAUUGGUGACUAUUCAAUUACUGCUGUACUUCAAGAGAAUCUGAGAUCGUCAAUGCUUGAGAAAGAUACAUCAGAAGAAGAGCAAAAAAUUGUCAGUGGUGGCUGGAUAUUCAAAGAAGCAAGUAAGGAUGUUACCCUGCUCAAAAAGAUAACAAAUUUUGAUUCCUGUGUUGUUGCAAGUUAUUUGUCAAAAGGCAUUAUUAAUUCACCUAGUCUAGUAGUAUGGAAAACCUUAUGUAAUCCACUGACAAGAUUCAUGUAUGACGAUACAAUCAAAAAAAUUACUGUUUUAAAGGAAUAUCCCAAUGGACAGAAGCUUAUUCACAUGUACAAUGAAUCAGUUUCUCUUCUUCGGAAAGAAGUUCAAGAUUUUUGCAUCCUUCAGACUGAAAAGAAACAAGGAAAUCAAUAUAUAUUAGGCUUUCAUUCUGUGAAGGAUGACCUUUGCCCUAUUGUAAAAGAUGUUGUUAGAGGCACAAUUAUAGCGAGUGGUUGGAUUGUGGAAAAUGUGCCAGAGAAUCCUCAUUCAAGUGUAGUUUCAUAUCUCGUUCAGAUGAUUGUUAGCAGUCCUGAAACUAGUACAAUGGAGGAUAUCAGUAGCGUUCAAUCUCAGUGCAUCAACAACCUGAGUGUUUAUUUAUCAACAAAACCAGUUUGUUAUUCUCAGAGUGAUGGCAGUAGUUGUUGACAUUUUCAUUAACUGAUGAAGAAUUUCCAGCAUUAUUUGUACAAAUAUUGUUUUAUACUUUUAGAUCAAAUAUUUUAAUACAUUGUUUUUAGCUAAUUAUGUGAUUGAAAUGUCACUUUUUACUUGCUUAGACUAAAUGAGAGUAUCCAACUCUUUCUUUUUCUUAGCUCUUGUGUCAUGUACUGUUUAGUGAAAGUUAGUUA
Molecule: messenger RNA, 2383 nt
Organism: Uloborus diversus
Lineage: Eukaryota; Metazoa; Arthropoda; Arachnida; Araneae; Uloboridae
Molecular function (GO): lipid binding
Source: RefSeq, a predicted model, not a curated record